AUGAUGCAGAAAACUGUGCUGAUCAUUUACCUGGGUGUCCUUGGACUCGCAGUGACUUGCUUUUUUUGCUCUCUAGGAAGCAAGCCCAUAAGACGCAAGACUAGCAACAAAAUCAUGGCAACAUCUGGUGGAACUGGGCGCUCUCCCCUCAGCAUCCUACAGGAUGAUAAUUCCCCCGGUGCUCUUGUGCCUCGUCAGGGUAAGAGGCAUGCACUGGGGGAAACACUUGGGGAGAGGAAGGAAGUGACAGUGGAUCUGAACAGGAGCCUCAAAUCUGGGAGCUGUACCUGGAGUGACUUGAACAAAGAGAACCAGCAGUGUCCUUUUGUGGAGAACUAGAUCUCCUUUCCCUGGAGCUUGCUACAAUUCUCUUCUACAUUUUGAGUCUCUUAGGUGCGAGGAAAUCCUGCCAUAGACUGAAACUCCAGACUUACAGUCACUUCUUGCAUUUCCCCCUUUCGGGAAGGAGGUACUCUCUCUCUCUCUCUGUCUCUCUCCCUCCCCUAGCAUUGUGUGUCUCAUGUACAGUGCUGACUUUGGUUCUUCUACUUAUGUCAGUUGUAUUGACUCACUAUAUGGUUCU
Messenger RNA from Struthio camelus australis, 583 nucleotides. Lineage: Eukaryota; Metazoa; Chordata; Aves; Struthioniformes; Struthionidae. The record is from RefSeq and is a predicted model, not a curated record.